This is a messenger RNA of Micromonas commoda, 1633 nucleotides long. RefSeq lists its product with no specific name. The record is from RefSeq and is a predicted model, not a curated record. The transcript has 2 exons. Lineage: Eukaryota; Viridiplantae; Chlorophyta; Mamiellophyceae; Mamiellales; Mamiellaceae. Bases 1 to 1575 code for a protein of 524 amino acids. Gene Ontology annotation, molecular function: protein binding.
AUGACGGUGAUACCGGACACGGAAGAUAAGGUGAUAAACGCGGAGCUCUCCUACGCGGGCCUCGAGAUAACGGGCCUGACGGAGGAGUCCAUCGCUGCGAAGCGCGCCGCGACCGAGCUCCGCGAUGCCCUCGCUGUCUCAUAUAGCUUCAAGAACAUCUGUAAGAUCCAGUACCUGGGCGCGUUCGAGAAGCUCACCAAGCUCAAGCUGGACAACAACUUCAUCACCAGGAUCGAGAAUUUGGACCACCUCGUGCACCUCCAGCAGCUCAACCUCAGCUUCAACAGGAUCACGAAGAUCGAGGGUCUGAACGCGCUCACCAAGCUCAAGGAUCUCUCCCUGUUCAAUAACGAGAUCCAGAAGGUUGAGGGCCUUGACGCGCAGGUCGCCACGCUGGAGCAUCUCAGCCUCGGGAAUAACAAGCUCGACUCCUUGAUUGACGCUUUCGCGGGUCUUCGACCCUUCCACGGCCUGCGGAUCCUCACCCUGCAGGGGAACCCCAUACACGAUGACCCAGACUAUAAGCUAUACGCGCUCGGGAGGCUGCCGUGGCUCAAGUACCUCGACCACAGGCGCACAAAGCAGGACGAGUUGGAGAAGGCGAGGGACCUCUACGUCGACGAGAUUUUGGAGAUUGAGGAUCGGGAGAACGACCAGAGGCUGAAGGCGGAAGACGCCGCGAAGGCGGAGGCUAAGCGGGUGAAGAUCGAGGCGUCCAAUCUGACCGGCGUACCCGAUCUGUUCGAGCGGAUGCUCGCAGCGGACCCGGAGUACGAGAAGCUCCGUUACAUCCCCAACAAGGAGGCGCCCGAGCUGUGCAACGGGCUGGAGCUGUUCAAGGAUAAGUACCAGCAGCGGUGCGAGGCGUUCACGGAGCUGAUGGACGAUCAGCUCGAGCGAAAGAAGAACGAGAGGGCGGAGUGGCAGGCCGUGGUAGACGGGGAGCUGCGACAGAAGGACGUAGAGGCGCGCGAGUGGGUCACGGAGUUUGAGACUCUCAAGAAACACGCGCUCCGCGAUUGCGAUAAAUCGGAAGCCGGCGUCACCCCGGAGCUGGAAUCGCGGCUUCGCGACUUGCUCGACAAGUCCGAGGAACUUUACAACAAGCUCAUGGCGCAGGAGCAGUGGACCGCAGUCGUCAUCGACGACCUGGUGACAAACUACGAUUUGCAACUCGGCGAGAUCGUGGACGAGAGUAAGAAGCACGUGAUGGACUACUUUGAGUACGCGCGGGGCCUGGAGGAGACCUACUUUGACGGGUUCAACGAAGCCGUCGGGUCCGUGCUCAUGAGACUCGGGCAGGACGAGCUGGACGAAGCCGACGAGGAGGUUAAGGACUUCCUCGGGGACAAAGACAGGUUCAUGAACUCGUGUCAGAACCAUCACGAUUCGCACGUCAACACCAUCGACACCGCGGAGGAGACAAUGUCAAAGGAGGAGAAGAGGAGGCACGAGGCGGAGGUGGAGGAACUGAGGGAAUGGCAGGCGACCAGGAAUAGGGGGCGCGUCGCGGAGAUGCUGGCCAUGAGAAAGCGGUACAGAGGUGAGAUCGAGGAGUACCUCGAGGGGGAGUGAGGAGCGCGGGCGCAUCGCGACUCGUUUUGUUGUAAAUCGAUUAGCCAAGGUCGAGAGU